This is a messenger RNA of Nymphalis io (European peacock), 4605 nucleotides long. Its product is annotated as otoferlin-like. The transcript is spliced from 29 exons. Gene Ontology annotation, cellular component: membrane. Lineage: Eukaryota; Metazoa; Arthropoda; Insecta; Lepidoptera; Nymphalidae. Gene Ontology annotation, biological process: plasma membrane organization. The coding region runs from base 1 to 4605 and encodes 1534 amino acids. The record is from RefSeq and is a predicted model, not a curated record.
AUGAAAAGAAUUUUUAACAGAGAAGAAAGUUUUAUUUUCGAUAUGCAAGUAAGUCUUCGUGACCUUCAACAUACAAAUAUGUCGCUUGCUGUUAUGGAGCCAAGAUGCAAGGGUUCUCGUUUGCUAGGGGAAUCUAGUAUGAACCUUGGAGAGAUUUGGGAUCAACCGAACCAUCAAGUCUUCCAGAAGUGGGUUCAAUUAUCUCCUGCUGGUUUUUUAAAAGUGAACGUGAGAAUUAUAUUAAGAGGAGAAUUGCAUAUCGUGCCAGUAAUAACUAAUGACGAGAAAUUAGAAGACGAUAAUCAACUAUCAGUGAGUUCUGAUCAUCAAAGUGCGAACUAUGUCAUUACUGUAUACGGCGCAUUUGGACUCCAAAACUGUGAUUACUGUCAAACGAAUAAACGCUACGGGAAGCCUCCCAGUACAUUCGUCAGAGUUUCGUUUUGCGGUCAAGUGGUGAAAACAGCAAUUCAUCCCUUAAAUAACAACCCUAUGUAUUGUGAACAAAUAUCAAUAGCAGAAAUGUUUCCUAGUAAAAGUCAAAUCAUUACCUUCGAUAUUUACUCUUAUGAAAACUGUUUCAAUCGGUUUGUGGGCAGGACUCAUCUUUAUUUAGGAGAUAUUUCCCAUGAUGGAGAGAAUGGUUUUUUACCAACAUUUGGGCCUUCUCUUUUACAUAUUUAUACAAACUCAAAUCCGAGUACGAGCGGUGCAAAUAUCGAUGGCCCAUUUUACCGUGGAGCUUUACUCGUAGCAUGCAACGUCAUAGUUCCGAGUUAUCAACAGAACCUCAAAAGUGUAAUUGUGGAGCCAGUAGCACCCAUUCGCCUCGAAAAUCUAUGGUCGUUUGAGGAUUUCUGCAUAUACUGUCCCAUUUUCGAAGUGUCAAUGCUCAAUAGUAGAAUAACCGGCCAGUCUUGUGGUGUCGCAAUUACGGUUGGUGAGAUGGCUUAUGAUAACAAAUCAGAUGGAGGGUCCCGUAAGUUGCACUAUACAGGUAGUCUCGGUGUAAUGCAAAGUCAAUCUGAAUGUGGUUACCUUGACUUUAAUACGGCAUUCCCAGUUCUGCAAUUAGCAGCCAGACUGCCCGACCACAGAUAUAAAAUUUACAGAAACAAUAUGAUAUAUGCUGUCGUUAAUAACUUGGAGGCAAUUUUAGAUGAUAUAGAGAACCGCCUUAAAACAUAUGAUUAUUCCUCUCCUAUGGUACUUAUGAAUGAGCUGAUUACAACAUUAGAUGAUGCAACUGUAACCAUUCGAAGAUUUAUAGACAUAGUACAGCAUUCUGGUUCAAUAUCUACUAAAGGUGAAGAUUUCGUAAAACAAUGCAAUACGGAAUUGGAACAGAAGCAAUUAAAACUACAAAGGGAAGAAAUCGAUAAGAUAUAUCGAAAAAUUUUGCAAAAGGCAAAAUACAGCAUAAAGCCCACCAAUGAAGUCAGUGCAAGCACAAAGGAAAUAAGCAAGUGUUCCAGAAAAUCUGUGAAACUAUUGCUUGCUGAUAUGAGAAUAAUAUCCGAGGAACUAAAGGAUCAUACUUAUAAUUCUUUACAAGACUGGCCGGAAAUUGUGAUUUGGCUUUUGAGUGGAGGCUCAAGAGUGGGAUUUUGGAAGAUUUCUCCAACAGACGUUAUCUACUCGAUUGAACCGAAACAAUGCGGCAAGUCUUGUGGGAAAUUACAAACUGUUUUUAUGAAGCCGUUGUAUUGCUCUAAACAUACAAAUUUUGCGAGUGACUGUUACUGUAUUGCGGGUAAAGUUGAUCUACUAGUAUUGAUGGGGUUAUAUCGGCAAAAACCAGCAUUCGAAACCUGCUUGACCGGAUUAAAGCUCAAAAUAAGAAAUUAUGAUAUGUGUAUUAAAAGCACUGUUAUGAUGGUUGAAUGUAAAGCGUUUAUAUAUAAGGCAAAGUUGAAAAACGAAUCUAUUGGACUAAAUCCUAUUCAGACAUAUUUAAGAAUAAACGUAUUGAACACUUUUAAAGAAACAAAGGUAAAGUGUAAAACUUUAACACCGGUGUGGAAUCAAGUUCUCAAGAUACAAAGGAUGGUUUUUAUGACCCCGGAGAGACUUACUAGCAGCCCGGCUAUUGUUUUAGUCGAAGUUUACAAUACAGAGUUAUCGGGAAAAUCAGAGUUAAUUGGUCGUGUUCCAGUGAAACCAAGUGUAAACCAGGAGUCAGAUAUUGAGUAUGCACCGAAACUAAAAUGGUAUGAUUUGUUUAGAGGUAUAGACAACACGGGACAAGUACUCAUGUCCGCUCAGUUAAUGCAGAUUCCCGAAAAGUUACUUAAGAAUGUUAUUUAUAGUCCUAUUGAGGAAAGCUAUAACUCUGAUUUAAAUAAGUCGGACGUUAUCGAUGACUAUGUCCCUUUACCACAACAUCUAUUGCCUGUCUCUACUUUAUACAAAGUCGAUGUAUACUGGUGGGGUUUUCGUGAUGUAGACAUUACUAGAAAACUAGGAGUCAUCAUAGAAAUUGAUGAUAUAAGUAUAAAAUCUGACAUAAUCUUUAACAAAAAAUCGAAUUCUAAUUUCCGUAAUGGACGUAUAUCAGAAAUAUUUGAAGCGCCACUAAGUGAAGUGUAUUGCCCAAUGUUAAAUAUCAGGCUGUUCGAUAGUAGUACGUUUGGUAGAACACAAUACCUUGGUACGAAUAUUGUGAAGAAUCCCAACAAAUACGUAUUGCGAUGGUUGGAGAAAACUGAUAGAGAUGCCUCACUUAAACGAGCUUCGGUAAUAUCGUCAAAGUUUAUGCAAGUGAAUCAGACAUUGUUUAUUAAGAAAAGUUCAAUGCUUAAACAAAAUACUAUGGAUGAUAAUUGCGCUUCUGCAAGAAAUGUGGUGUCAAUGACCAGAUCGAAAUAUUCGAAAUGGAAAGACUUGUUUUGGCAAAGAGAACCCGACGAAGAAGAAUACACGUUGCUUCCAAUAUUUACAGCCAAAAAUAAAAUUAAAAUUAAAUCUGGUAUAGCAGAAACUAAACGAAAAGAUUGGUGGCUAAAAUAUGCUCAAUCACAAAAACUUUUCGGUUCCGAGCUGGAGAAUCAACCCGAGUUUUCAAAGUUCAAAGAUUGGUGCAGAACUUUGAAACUUUAUAAUGGAAAGAAAACAGGUAUCCGUGAGAGAGACAGGCAUCUAUAUUGCGGCUUGUUGAAAGCCGGAUUGGCCAUCUAUAGAUGGCCACCGUCCGAUAACAAGACAGCUGUUACUUUCAGUGGAAUUGAAUUGAAUAGAGGAUUUUUUGAUGAUCAUCCGAAUAACGAUCCCGCGAAGUUUUUGAUCCGAGCUUACAUUGUUAAAGGGAUAAAUUUAAAAACGAAAGAGUUUGUUGGGAAAACCAGUCCGUACGUUGUAUUGAGUUGCGGAAACAAACAUUUGGGGGAUCAUGAUAGCUACCUGCCGAGCAAAUUGAAUCCUAUUUUCGGAAAAAUGUACGAAUUCAGGUGCACUUUACCGGAAGACUAUGUACUCACUAUAUCUGUGUACGACAACGACGGUGAUUCACUAGAUGGUUUAAUCGGAUGCACAAAAAUUGAUUUGGAAGACCGAAUUUACACGAAGCAUCGAGCUCGAAUAGGACUCCCGUUCGAAUACAGCCUGAAUGAUCUUCUUAAAUGGCGCGAUUGCAUGAAGCCUUCAGCUAUAUUAGAAGAACUCUGUCUUAAGAAUCACCUCUCACCACCAAUUUUUAUCGACAAUAACACGCUUGUAUUGAAUGGUGUGGAAUACAAAGAUAAUGAUAGAGGUGAAAGCUUCACUUCGAGUCUGGAACGCAAAGAGAAUUUGUGCUUAAGUAUUUUACAUAAAUGGUAUACUUUGCCGGUAUGUGGGUAUCAUUUGGUUCCAGAACAUAUUGAAACAAGAACAUUGUAUAACCCAGACAAACCUGAAAUAGAACAAGGUAAACUUCAAAUGUGGGUGGACAUUUUUUCAUUGGACACUGGUGUGUAUAUACCUCCUCCUAUUGAUAUUACCCCUAAGAAAACAGAAGACUAUGAACUUCGGGUUACAAUAUAUUCUGUACGAGAAUUACUGGUGGGCUCUGAUAAUUUGAAGGGACAAUUUUCGGAUAUCUACUUACGAGUAUGGGUUGGAUUCAAGGAAUUUGCUCAAAAUACUGACUUUGACUGUGAAUGUAGAAGAGGAGAAGCCAAUUUUAAUUGGAGGAUGAUUUUUAAAUUCCAAUAUCAGCCAGCUACUCAAGAGAUAUUUUAUAAGGAGAAAUCAGUUUUCACUGUGUACGAAGAAAAUUUGCCACCAAUUCUUAAUAUUCAACUCAUGCAUAAUGGAGGCUUAAACCCAAACGAAUGUUUAGGGUCGCUGAUGUUAAACUUGAAUUCGAUGCCUCGAGGACUUAAGCGAGUUGACGAAUGUACUUUUGAUAUGUGGAAUGCUUCUACAAAAAUCAACCUAUUCUCUGUGAUGUCCACUCGUGCCUGGUGGCCGUUGUUCGCCUAUGACUACAAUUUUGAAAAUACUGAGAUAAUUGGUAAAAUAGAUUUAGCACUAAAUAUUUUGCCUCAAGACGUAGCUACUCUGAUGCCUGUUGGAGUAGGUAGAGAGCCCCCGUCUCCUUUACCUAAACCAAAGUGUUCAUCAUGA